AAAGGAGGGGCGGGGCGCUGCUCCUUGGGGCUCUGGCUCCUGUCUUCUCGUGCGGCCCCAGCGUCUCCACCUUCCUGGACUGCCGGAGGAGAGGCAGCCGCCCCGCCCCCGCCCCGCCCCGCCCACUCGCCCCGCCCCGCCGGAUUUCCUGUUUCUCCUCAGCGGUGGCUUUGGCAGCUGUGGCUGCGGCGGCCGUUAGUCCCGCUGGGGCGGCCCCGGCCUAGCACGCGCCCCAGCGGCCACAGCUUCGUCCGGACCUAGGCUCCGGUGUCUCCGGGAGGUCCCCCGGGCCUGGCCCCGGCCCCAUGGUGCACUUCCUGCACCCGGGGCUGCGGCCCCGCACCAUCGUCACCCCGAACGCCCUGGAGGACCCCCCAGGCUGCUACGUGGUCCAGGAGGAAGCAUCUCCCUAUUCCUUGGUUGACAUCUGCCUGAUUGUCUUGGCUACUGACUUGGAGAGAUUCUGUUCAGAAAGACAAGAUGGGACCUUGUGCCUGCAUGAACUGGGAAGUUUCCCCCAGGAAGUAGCUGAUCGACUGUUGCAGAUGAUGACAGUUCAUGGAAAGCUGAAUGAUCGAACUGUGGGCAUUUUCCAAGGCACCCAAAUGCAGCUGAAACAAGUGUGCAUCCGGAAGGCCAAUAUUUCCGCAGCUGCUUUCCAGAAAGCCUUUUGCCAUCACCGAAUCAUAGAGCUGGAUGCUACUGGGGUGGGUGUGACCCUCACCAUCCCAGACAUCUUAAAUAGCCUUGGCAGCAGCCCAUGGACCCGGCAGCACCUCCAAUGCCUCGUGCUGAACUCAGGAAAUCUGCUUCUCGAAGAGGCUGUGUUGCCACGUUUCAGUCAGUUAAUAGGCCUGCGUGUUUUAAGUGUUUCCAAUAUCCCCUUUCAGAACAGGGACCUGGCAGAUGUGGCUUUGUUGCCAAGGUUAGAAAGCCUGGACAUUUCUAACACCUCUGUCUCUGACCUCUCUGCUCUCCUGGCCUGCAAAGAUCGGCUCAAGUCCCUCACCAUGCACUACCUUAAGUGCCUGACAAUGCCAACACCACAGGUCUUGGAGAUCAUCAGAGAACUCAAAGGCCUGGUACAUCUGGACAUCUCAGAUGAUCAGCAGUUCACCUCGGACCUUGCCUUUCAUCUGCUGCAACAGACAGACAUCCUGCCCAAUAUUUUGUCGCUCGAUAUCUCAGGCGGUAAACAAAUCACCGAUGAAGCUGUUGAGGCCUUCAUCCGGCAGCGGCCAGCCAUGCAGUUUGUGGGCUUGUUGGCUACUGAUGCGGGCUACUCCGACUUCUUUACCUCCGACCCCAGCCUCAUGGUUGCUGGAGGGGCAAAUGUCAGUCAGAUUUCCGAAGCUCUGAGGAGAUACAGUGAAAGAGUGUGCUUUAUGAAAGAAGCCCUGAUCCGGCUCUUCACCCAGACAUUUUACAUGCAAAUAACCAAGCCAGCUGUUUUAAAGCUUGUGGCUGUAGGAAUGAGGAAUCACCCUCUGGAUUUGCCUGUACAGUUCACAGCCAGUGCAUGUACUCUCAAUUUAACCCGCCAGGGUCUGGCCUUGGGUAUGCCUGUUCGUUUGUUGUCAGAGGUCAUCCAUUUACUUCUCAAGGCCCUAAAAAAUUUCCCUAAUAACCAGCAGCUACAGAAGAAUUGUCUUCUUUCCUUGACCAAUGCCAGAAUUCUUCAAGAUGUCCCAUUUAACAGGUUUGAUGCUGCCAAGUUUGUUAUGAAAUGGCUCUGUAAGCAUGAAAACCCGAACAUGCAGACAAUGGCAGUGAGCGUCAUCUCCAUUCUAGCCCUCCAGCUCUCUCCUGAACAGACAGCACAGCUGAAGGCAGAACUUUUCAUUGUUGUCAGGGAACUUUUAGCAAUAGUAAAGCAGAAGACCUCUGAGAAUUUGGAAGAUAUUACCCUUACGUUUACCCUGAGAGCACUGUGGAACCUCACUGAUGAGUCCCCAGCCACCUGUAUGCACUUUGUUGAGAAUCAAGGGUUGGCCAUCUUUGUACAAGUAUUGGAGACUUUCCCAUCAGAAUCAACAAUACAAACCAGAGUUCUUGGCCUUUUGAACAAUGUUGCUGAAGUAAAAGAAUUGUCCUCCGAGCUUAUGAUGAGCAGCCUGAUGACCCAUGUGAGCCGGCUACUUCACAGUGUGGAGAUGGAAGUGAGCUACUUUGCAGCUGGAAUCAUUUCCCAUCUUAUCCCUCUGGGGGAGGAGGCGUGGACCCUGAGUGGCUUCCAGAGGAGCACUAUUUUAGAUGAUCUGUAUAUGACAGUGCUGAAGUGGCCCAGUCCAAGUUGUAAGAUGGUGGCACUGGUGACUUACAGGUCCUUCAAGUCGUUUUUCCCAUUACUUAGCAACUUCGCAGUUUUUGAGAUUCAGCUCUGGGCACUGUGGGCCAUGCAUCACGUCUGCAGCAAGAAUCCCACCAAAUACUGCCGGAUGCUCAUGGAAGAGGGUGGACUGCAGCUCUUGGAAGAUAUCCGAGACCAUGCCCAGGCAGAGCCCCAUGUACACCAGAUCGCUGUGUCCAUCCUUGUAGACUUUCACAUGCAUUUUAUGAGCUACAGGAAGUCCUCUGGAUCUAAAGUGCCUCUCCAGACAUAAGGAGGCGCCCAAGGAGCUCUCACCCUCUGCCUUCUCACCUGCCGGCCUUUGAUUGAAUGUCUAAUGGCUGCUGCUGCCUUUGACUUUGUGAGUUGUUCAGUUGAUCUUGAUCCAUCGAUUGUCCUGGGCUUACAAAGGUGGAGGUUACUUUGGCUUGGGCACAGCCAAAAAUCACCGGCAGAUGACUCCAUGGGCAGGGAAAGUGGUUCUGACUCUAGUGGCUGUUUGGGGGAAAGAGAGCCACGGGCUUUUGCUGUUGACAAACUCCUGAGCUGGAGCCAAAAUAAUAUUUAAAAUGUUUUUGUUUACUCUUGGCAAGGCCAUGGUGGAAAGUGCCUGUUAAAAGGCGGUUUGUUUCCAAUCCAUGUGGAGACUUGAGAAUUGUUCUCCAUCUUGGGCUUGUUUGCUUGGCUGUCAGGGGGUGGGGGAGCCCUAGGUGGCACUGAGCACUUGGGCAGGGACGCUGAGGGACCCCACAUUUCACCUCAAGAGCCUGGCUCCUAGGUCACUCCAGCACUGGUCCUGGAGUGCAGGGCCUUGGGGUAGUCACCUGAUAAAUGUGUCAUUUUAGAAAUAGAACCUUUAUUUGGCUUUCAUUUUUUUAAUAAAAGUUUUUUUAAAAAAUAAUAUAAUGUCGGUUUUGAAAAAUUUAGAAAGGCCAUCAAAGUCAACAAACUCCUUUCUUUUUAAGAUUUGAUGGUAUUUAAUUUGUAUUGCCUUUGCCCUCAACCUCAAAGGCUAUGUUGAGAGAAGGACUCUGGAGGGGAGUCUGGGUGAAAGGACUUUUGGCAACUUAGAUAUUUGGAUUGGGCCCACAGUUUUAGUGGAGUCUGAGCCCCAGCUCUAGUUCUCCUAACUGAAGCUCUAGGCAAGUCCCUUAAUCUCCCAGGGUCUUAGUUUUUUUAUUUGCAAAAUGGGAACAAUCCUCACAGUGCCUACCUCACAAGGUUCACUGGGUAAACCUCAAAGUCACAGAAACCGGAGCUGUCUUCAGUCCUGUCAUUAUCCACAGAGAUGGGAAAGAGAGCCUCUCAUGGUUUCCCAGGCCACCACUUACUAGGAAAAGCUGAGGUUUCCCCUUUUAGUUCAGUAGUGAGCUCUCUUGUACUACUCACUGGUCAGGAUUUAAGGCCAAAACCCCUUCUUUUGCCCUGGAGAGCAGAGGUGGGAACUCUACUCCCCCCCCCCCCCCCCCCCAGCCAACAAGCACCAGUUCUGCUGACCCUUCCCCUCAUAGACCCCAAUAGUCUCUUUGUGUAAACUGAGGUCUGUUUAAUAAUGGUAAUGAUGUUGACCCUGAGGUCCCUUCAGACUUGGUUCUGUGAACCACUGAAUUGUCCAUCUGGCUCAGCCACCAUUCCCCUUCCAGUCACCCAGCUGUGCAACUUGAUAAGCAUCUUCCUUCUCAUUCACCCAGUUAUCUGCCAGGUGACUUUCAUUCCUCUUCUUCAAGUCUCUUCAUCCUGUCCUUUUUAUGACCCCAGCCACCAUUUUGGAAGGCAGUUUGGAAUUAUGAAAUAAAAGCAACUAAAUUGUCCAUAACCUUUGACCCAGAGAUUCCAUUACUAGAUUUCCCAAUCAAGUAGGUUCUUGCAAAGUCCCCCAAAUUUUUUUGUGACAUCAAAGGACUGGAAACAAAAAUUGUUUUCCUAUUUUCCAUUGGGGAAACUCGGAACAGGUUUGGUAACUUGCUCAGGGUCACCCAGCUAGUAACAGGCUGGAUUUGAACCUAGCUGGCUGUCCAUUUUACUGUGGCUUGAGAAAUGUCAAAUGUGCUGAUAUAGAGAAGUGUGGACAGAUCUACAGAACUGAUGCAGUUUAAAGCCCCCAACUAUAUAGGGACUACAGUGUAAAUAGGAAGAGCAAAUACAAUCAAAAGGGAAUGUUAAAAAAUCACAAAGAAAAGGACAUCAGGAGACACUUCUACCUCAUCCCUUGCAGAAGUGGGAGGGAGGCCCACACAUGGGGCAUAUGGCAUGCAUUCUCAUAUUUAGUUGAUGCAGUGAUCUUAUUCUUUUGCUCUUUUUUUGUCUUAAAAAGUACUAUUGUGGGAUGGCUCCCUAAGAGGAAAAGGGGAAGGAUACUGAGGGUGGGGAACAAUUAUGAUAUUUAAAAAAGACCUAAUUUUAAAAAAGAUUCCUACAGAAUAAAUGGGGAGUAAUCUCUGAGGGAAAGUCCUAGAGGGUUUAGAGGAGAGCCCGGGGAAAUGGAAAAGACCUGCAGGAGAGAGUAUUCGAACUGAAUCUUGAAGGCAGACAGGAGAUAGGGUAAGGAAGAAAGUUUCCCAGGGGUGUGGGAAAUCAGGGAGAAAGCCCAAAGGAUGGCAAAUAAGAGUGAUGGGUUUGAGGCACUCCAUCACCAGAUUGUAGAGUCCAUGGAGGGAAGAAAGUGUCUGAAGACUGCUAAGUAGGAAGGGGCCAGGUUGCACAGGGCUUUAAAAGCCAAACAGGACUUCAUUUUGAUCCUGGAGAGAGUAAGUAACCACUGCAGGUGAUGAGGGUUGGCAUACUUGGCUGUAUUUCAGGAUGACCAUUUUGGCAGCUGAGUAGAACAUGGAUUGGAGCAGGGAGAGAUUCAAAGUGGGCAGACCCUCCCCAGCAGUUACUGCAGUAAUCAGAUAGGAGGUGAUGAGGGCCAGCACCAAAGUGGGGGCUAGUGGCAGAGGAGAGAAGCCUUUCUAUUGGUAACCAUCUCUAAUGUUAGCUGUUAUUAUUUUGGACAUGGUUUUAAUAUUUCCAGUUUAAGAUUUAAUAGAUAAUAGGUGAUGUGAGGCUGAGAGGAGACUCUGGUUAGGCUUAACAAAUAGGACAGAGAAUCCUGAGCAGAUUACAAGGAAGAUAAUGUGGUUGGCAUAGAAAAUGUGGCCUGGGAUGGAAUUUUGGGAGACACUCACAUGGUGUGACCUAGUUGAAGAUCCAGCCAAGAAGACUAAUAAAAAGAGGUUAGACUGGUAGAACUAGGAGAGAAUCCAAGAAGAGUGAUCCACUCUGUCAAAGGCUGCAGAAGGGUCUAAGUGGAUGGGCUGGGAAGAAGCCUGGCAAUUUGACUCCUGCUAGCUGCUGAUGCCAGGUUUCCCCAGGAAUGAUCUGCUAACCAAGAAAUAGCAAGAUUUAAUUUGUUGGGGGCAAUUGACUAGACAUCAGUCUAUAUUCAAAAUGGAUCUCACCCAGGAGGAAGAUGGGAAACAUUUCUAUUUCUAUUUUAUCCUUGAGAAAUAAUCCAAAGCUGUUUGUUUUCCCUUCCAUUACCAAUGACAAUUUCAUUGCCAAAUCUAAUACUUAUCUCUUGGAGCUCUCUGUGCAAUCUUUGAUUUCUUUCUCAUCCUGGAUAUUGUCCUCUCCUUCCUGGAGGUCAUGCCCCUCAUCUUGGGUGUCUCCCAAGAGGUCCAUGGCCUUCCUCUGCUAGUCUUAUAUUAUCUCAGUCAGUGACCUCAUCAGCUCUCCUGCAUUGACUAUGUGGAUAUUAAAUUUAACUCUACAAUGAAAUUAAUUAACUCUCCCCUGACUAUGAAGAUUAAAUUGUAACCCGUGCCUAUUUUUAGAUUUAAUCACCAAAGGUGUAAACACCCCAUUUCCACAUUAAGUGGGAAGUCUGUGACCCAUGUGUGAAAUAGUGGGUGACGAAUCAAAAUCAACUGACUGCCCCACAGCAGUCCUAAAAGCAAAAGUGUAAACUGUGAUUGGUAGAUGUAAAAGGGAGGUGGGGGUGGGGCAAAAGUAAAUUACUUAGUGCUUAGGCUAGAUAUCUUACCUUAUCCCCUCUCUCUGAUUUCCUUCAUUCUUCUCUAUGUUUUGUAAAUAAAUUGUAAAAUAAAUCUCUUUUGGAAUUAAA
This is a messenger RNA of Monodelphis domestica (gray short-tailed opossum), 6434 nucleotides long. RefSeq names its product zyg-11 family member A, cell cycle regulator (gene ZYG11A). The record is from RefSeq and is a predicted model, not a curated record. Lineage: Eukaryota; Metazoa; Chordata; Mammalia; Didelphimorphia; Didelphidae. Gene Ontology annotation, cellular component: Cul2-RING ubiquitin ligase complex.